Molecule: messenger RNA, 1002 nt
Organism: Tetrahymena thermophila SB210
Lineage: Eukaryota; Ciliophora; Oligohymenophorea; Hymenostomatida; Tetrahymenidae
Exons: 3
Source: RefSeq, a predicted model, not a curated record
AUGUAAAUGUUCUAUUACUAUCUAGUACUUGCAAUAACAAUUAAUAUGAUAGUUGCCUAAUGUCAAAGGAAUGAAAUCUAUGACUCUGUUAGAUAGUAAUGCCUUUAAUGCGAUAGCUCUUGCUCAAUUUGUUAUAAUACAAAUUAAAAUUCAUGCUUAACGUGCUCAGAUGGUUUCAUAAAAAGCUAUAUAAGCAACUCAAAUUGCGUUUAAAAUUGCUAAAAUGGAGAAUUUGUAAAUAAUUAUCAAUAAUGUGAUAAGUGUUUCAUACAAGGUUGCUUAGAAUGUGAUUAUUCUUACUCAUGCAAUAAAUGUAUUGAAAGCUUAGAAUACGACUUUUAUACAAAUUCAUGUAUCUUGAAAUAAAAUGCUUGCUAAUCAUAAGUAGAAUUUGUUUUGAUUCUUAAUGAUUAAAGUUAAUGCUAUUAAAGCUGCCCUUCGUCAUAUUAUCAAAAUUAUAAUCUAAAAUAAUGCUAAAAAACAGUAUAAUGUGAACAAGCUUAUAAUAACCUCAAUUCUAAACUAGAUUAGAAAGUGAAACAAGUUGAGCUAAUCCAAUAAAACCAAUAUUUAAUUAGAGCUAACAAAUGCACAUUUUCUUUAGCUGAUUAAGAUUGGAAAAUUAUCAUUACUCAAAUUCUUCAGAAUAUUGAUAAUUACGAAGAUUAAUAUAUGAACAAUAGCUAAGAAAUUUAAGAAGUCAGUUUUAUUAUAGGAACAUUAGCUGGGUGCUUGGCAGGGAGAAAAUUAGUAUUAUUUGAUUUUACUAUUUAAUAGUUAGUUUUUGAGCAGUAUGGAUUGAGUGAGGACUAUAAUAUUUUUUACAUUGAUAAAUCUAUUAAUCUUAAUGAAGAUAGAUCUUUGCUAUUUUAGGAUAAUGAUUUUGACUUGCUUUUACCCGAGACAUUUGAAAUCAUCUUUUAAAAAAGUAACUUUAUAAUUGUGAAAUUCUCAAAUUUUACUCAAACAUAAUUAUUUACUGAAUUCAAUUAUUCAGUAUGA